Paramecium tetraurelia is the source of this 2241-nucleotide messenger RNA. RefSeq lists its product as uncharacterized. The record is from RefSeq and is a predicted model, not a curated record. Lineage: Eukaryota; Ciliophora; Oligohymenophorea; Peniculida; Parameciidae. Gene Ontology annotation, biological process: phosphorelay signal transduction system. The transcript has 2 exons. Gene Ontology annotation, molecular function: phosphorelay sensor kinase activity.
AUGAAUACCGAAUAAAUCGUGAUAUCCUUUUUCUUAAUACAUACCUUACUGUCUGUUGUUGUUUAUUGUUUAGAACUUGAUAUUUUUAAACUAAUAAUCGAAGGAUUGCUAAUGGCUCUGAUACUACUAUUUUUUAUAUUUAGGACGGAGAAGAAACUAGUUUUCAUUAUUUAAACUCUUUUAUCCUUCAACAUAUUCAUAAUAGGGCUUGUUUAAAUAAAUUCCUCAUACAUUUUUAUACAUUUUGUUGGAUGGUUCAUUGUAACUCGAAAAUUCUUGAAAAUUCAUAAAGCUGUACGGUUUCUGUACUCAAUAAUUAUAGUAAUCGGCUCGGCAUAUUAAAUUUGGAGACUUUGGAAUAGCAAUACUUAUCAAGCAAUCAUACACAUGCAAGGAGUAUUGAGCUUCUCUGCUUGUUAUUGUUAUUACGAAUAUCAAAUUCAUAUAAAAUAGAACAACACAGAAACGUUUCAAAGCUCUCAAAAAGUCAUAAGUGAAGAUUUUCAUAGAUUUUUAACUACUCGAAGAUCAAUGAAUACUUUAUGCUCUGAUUUUGUUGUAUUGGAUAUCAUUCCCCAUGGUGUGGUGUUGUUGACCUGUAAAUAUGAAUUCCAACACAUAAAUGAAAAGGCCAUAGAUUAAAUAUAUGGUUUGACUGGGAUCAAACCAAAUGAAGAUAAUGUUGUAGAUCUAAUAAAUUCAGUUUUAAAAGGUUUAUUAAGCAAAAAAAAUUCACCCAAAAACAAGUCUGAAAAUCAGGUUUCUAAAUUGAUCAGCCCCUAGAACAUAAUAAAUAUUGACUCUUCUGAAGAUGUCAAACCCACUCCAUUGGAACAUAUCAUCAGCAAUCAAAAAGGAUCUUCAAUAAUGACUGUAACAUUUGCUAACUAUUAUUAGAGUAAAUUGAUUACGACAUAUCAAUCCUAGGGGAAGAUGAGAAGUGUUAAAUUCUAAAUUCAAAAACAAGAACUACCAAAUAUUGUAAUAAUUUUAAUCUUAGAUGUUACAUCCAAAAUUGAAAGACAAAAUCAAGAAAAAAAAUACAAAUUCCAACAUUAACUCUUGAACUCCUUUUCUCAUGAACUCAGAACUCCUCUCAAUUGUUCAUAACAAUUAUUGGAAAGUCUGAUUGUAAAACAAUAGGAUGAAGAGUAAUUAAAGAGUUUAUAUCAGAUCUUUCAUUAGAAUGAUCUACUGCUAUGUUAAAUCAAUGAUAUACUAGAUUAUGCUUCCAUGGAAACUGAUAACUUUCACUCUUUUUAUUCUGUAUUUACUCUUGAUCAACUAUUCAAUUAAUGUCAUGAAAUGUAUGAAUAAGGAUGUAAAAUGAAAAAUAUUAAUUUAAAUAUCAAAAACACUUUUUAUCCUCCAAUUCGUAAUGAUUGCAUGAGAAUCAAAUAAGUGUUAGUUAAUCUUAUUAACAAUUCAAUCAAAUUCUGUUCAUUAAAUGGAAUAAUAACUAUUCAAGCAAAAGAAAAAAUUAAGAAUGACAAGAGAAUGGCCAAGCUCAAAGUCAAAGACAAUGGUGUUGGAUUCAGUUCAUCAUAAUUAGCAUUAAUAAAUCAUGUUCUAGAGUAGAAUAAUGACUAUUUUGAUGCUACUACUUCAAUGUGUAUUGGAUUGGGUUUAAAAGUAGCCAAUAAACAAGUGAAAUCAUUUAUCAAAGGAUAUAAUAGAUUGAAGAUUUCGUCUAUUUAAAAUACAAAAACUAGUGUCUCAUUUUACAUUGAAGAUUAAAUUGAUGAAUAGGAUCUGGAUUGUCAAUCGAGAGCAUCCAGAACUCUGUAUGGCAAUUUGUCGACUAUGACCAAUUCAGAAUAUAAAUUUAUAUCCGCUUUGAAAUGUAAAUGUCCUAAGAUAUUGGUUGUUGAUGACAUUCCUUUUAAUCAUUAAGCCUUACAAAUCAUGUUGAGUGCUUUUAAUUAAACAUGUGAUCAUGCCUUUGAUGGGUUAGAAGCGUUCCAAUGUGUACAUAAACGACUUCAAACAAAUAAGUGUCAUCCUUAUUAUUAAUUAAUUUUAAUGGACAUCGAAAUGCCCAAAAUGAAUGGAUUUGAUUCGGCCAUUCAAAUUACUGAAUUACUAGAAAAAAACAAAUAUCAAACUAAAAUUGUUAUGUGCACAGCAUAUGAUAAUUUGGAAAGUAGAUAAAUUGCUAAAUAAUGUAUGAUAGAUGAUUAUUUACCAAAACCUAUUUAGAGGAGCAAUUUGCUUAAUAUUCUAAAUAUAUUUAUUAAAUGA